Cydia strobilella is the source of this 1680-nucleotide messenger RNA. RefSeq names its product keratin-associated protein 10-4-like. The transcript has 9 exons. NCBI's taxonomy places the organism in Eukaryota, Metazoa, Arthropoda, Insecta, Lepidoptera, Tortricidae. The record is from RefSeq and is a predicted model, not a curated record. Bases 1 to 1638 code for a protein of 545 amino acids.
AUGUUAGCCGUAUUCAUUAUAUUGGUAGUGGUGGGGGUUGGAGUGUCAGCAAAGACACCAAAGGAGCCAGCUCCACCGAUAAAAUGCAAAAAAAACGAAGUAUACAACCCGUGUAGUACAAUAUGUCCCCCUCAAACGUGUGAGUCCAUCUACACCGACUACGAUUGCCGUGACGCGACGAAGUGCGAGCCCGGCUGCGACUGCAUCUCCGAGUACUUGAGGAACGGAACGGCAAACGACCCCUGUAUACCUAGUCACCUGUGCCCACCCCCACCCCCUCCACCGAUAAAAUGCAAAGAAAACGAAGUAUACAACCCGUGUAGUACAAUAUGUCCCCCUCAAACGUGUGAGUCCAUCUACACCGACUACGAUUGCCGUGGCGCGACGAAGUGCGAGCCCGGCUGCGACUGCAUCUCCGAGUACUUGAGGAACGGAACGGCAAACGACCCCUGUAUACCUAGCCACCUGUGCCCACCCCUACUCCCUCCACCGAUAAAAUGCAAAGAAAACGAAGUAUACAACCCGUGUAGUACAAUAUGUCCCCCUCAAACGUGUGAGUCCAUCUACACCGACUACGAUUGCCGUGACGCGACGAAGUGCGAGCCCGGUUGCGACUGCAUCUCCGAGUACUUGAGGAACGGAACGGCAAACGACCCCUGUAUACCUAGCCACCUGUGCCCACCCCUACUCCCUCCACCGAUAAAAUGCAAAGAAAACGAAGUAUACAACCCGUGUAGUACAAUAUGUCCCCCUCAAACGUGUGAGUCCAUCUACACCGACUACGAUUGCCGUGGCGCUACGAAGUGCGAGCCCGGCUGCGACUGCAUCUCCGAGUACUUGAGGAACGGAACGGCAAACGACCUCUGUAUACCUAGCCACCUGUGCCCACCCCCCCGACCAGUAUGCGGUAUCAACGAACAUUAUGAAACAAAUAGAAACAAGUGCGAGCUGACCUGCAAGAACUACCACUUGGAACCAGUAAUGGGUCCGUGUCAGGCAACCAGCGCCUGCUUCUGCGAUGAUGGCUAUGUCAAAAACUCUAAUGGGUUGUGCAUUCCUAAGAAGAAAUGCCCUAAACAUUUAGUAUGCCCGCCGAAUGAAGUAGUGUCCGAAUGUUACAACAGCUGCCUCGUGACGUGCAAGACCAGGCUCCGGAGCGACGGUAGAAUGUGCCAGUUGGCCUGUAUCGACACCGGAUGCGUAUGCAAGAAAGGCUACCUGAGGCAUGACAAUGGCACUUGUGUCCCCAUCAGCCAGUGCUCGCCACCUCGCUGCAAUGACAAUGAAACCUACUCGAAGUGCGGUACAGCCUGCCCCCCGACUUGUCAGAACAGAGGCGACAAUUGCACUGCCUGCACUAAACAGUGCGUCGAGGAUUGCUUCUGCAACAAGGGCCUCGUGCGCUCUGUCGACGGCAGCUGCAUCAAGCCUAAAGACUGUCCACCUCGCGUCUGUGGUUCUAACGAAACACUAGACCCAUGCCCCCCUACGUGUCCUCCUACGGAUGGAUGCCAGAAUUUGUGGUCGAAGUUUAAUUGCACCAACGCUAUCAAGUGCUGCAAGCCUCAGUGUCGCUGCAACCCUGGCUAUCUCAGAAAGAAUAAUGUCUGCGUCCCUACCGAACAAUGUUUGAAUUAGUUAAGAAUCGAUUACACCAUACUUGAUGCAGCGUAUACGCAG